Molecule: messenger RNA, 603 nt
Organism: Uranotaenia lowii
Lineage: Eukaryota; Metazoa; Arthropoda; Insecta; Diptera; Culicidae
Exons: 2
Coding region: 80-589 (169 amino acids)
Source: RefSeq, a predicted model, not a curated record
GAAGACUACUAGGCAAACGAUUAUAGUAGCAUGGCUUCAGGUGAUCCUUAUCAUUCACGCGGCUCAAGCGCUUUACAAAAUGACCAUUGAACUAGAUCAAUUCAACUGUGAGUAUACCAAGAUUUCGAAUUUCACAAAUCUGCGGGUCCGGAAAUUCAACCGCACAACGGCCGUUUUGAACGGCACCUAUGAAAUGUUUAUCGAGAUGAAUAACGACCACGAGCUUGAAUGCUACUGUGACCGAAGUGCGCUGGGCAACAACCAGUUUUCCAGAUAUCCGUUGAAGCUGCUUCCGAUGCCGGUUUGCGAUUUUAUUAAAUUUUAUUUGGCCCCGAACUCGGGGCAGUUCCAGAACUAUACCAAUUUCCCGCGAAUUCCUCGAGAAGGGUUGUGCCCAACACCGAAGGGAGAAUUUUAUAUCAAAAAUUUAAUCAUGGAUUCAAACAAAAUUCCCUCGGUAGCGCCGGAAGGAUACUACAGGUGUUAUUUCGACAUAAGGCAAAUAAACCCGAGGGAAGAACUAUCUCGCUGCACGAUAUAUGCGCGAAUCGUGAAGGAGCUUCAAGUCGCUUCGUUUGCAGCAACGUAACAAAUAAAGUGAAA